Molecule: messenger RNA, 3029 nt
Organism: Tupaia belangeri chinensis (Chinese tree shrew)
Lineage: Eukaryota; Metazoa; Chordata; Mammalia; Scandentia; Tupaiidae
Product: bcl-2-like protein 2
Exons: 4
Coding region: 214-795 (193 amino acids)
Biological process (GO): intrinsic apoptotic signaling pathway in response to DNA damage; regulation of apoptotic process; release of cytochrome c from mitochondria
Cellular component (GO): mitochondrial outer membrane
Molecular function (GO): BH domain binding; RNA binding
Source: RefSeq, a predicted model, not a curated record
UCCUGCCCCCCCCUUUCUCCUCCCUCUUUCCUUCCCUCCCUUCCUCUCUCUCUCCCUCCCUCCCAGCUCCUGCACCAGGAAACGGCCGGAUCCCAGCAGCGGCCUGACCCGGCUCCACGCUGGCCGCUGGCCGGGAGGAUGAAAGGCCCCAGCAGGGUACUCCUUGCCACCAGCGCUGGGUCCUAAGAGCUGCCAUCCAGGCUGGCCGCCCGGAUGGCGACCCCAGCCUCAGCCCCAGACACACGGGCUUUGGUGGCAGACUUUGUAGGCUAUAAGCUGAGGCAGAAGGGUUAUGUCUGUGGAGCUGGCCCUGGGGAAGGUCCAGCCACUGACCCACUGCACCAAGCCAUGCGGGCAGCUGGAGAUGAGUUUGAGACCCGCUUCCGGCGCACCUUCUCUGACCUUGCAGCUCAGCUGCAUGUGACCCCAGGCUCAGCCCAGCAGCGCUUCACCCAGGUCUCUGAUGAACUUUUCCAAGGGGGCCCCAACUGGGGCCGCCUUGUGGCCUUCUUUGUCUUUGGGGCUGCAUUGUGUGCUGAGAGUGUCAACAAGGAAAUGGAGCCACUGGUGGGACAAGUGCAGGAGUGGAUGGUGGCCUACCUGGAGACACGGCUGGCUGACUGGAUCCACAGCAGUGGGGGCUGGGCGGAGUUCACAGCUCUAUACGGGGACGGGGCCCUGGAGGAGGCACGGCGUCUGCGGGAGGGGAACUGGGCAUCAGUGAGGACAGUGCUGACAGGGGCUGUGGCAUUGGGGGCCCUGGUGACUGUAGGGGCCUUUUUUGCUAGCAAGUGAGAAAGCCAGGGCCAGGUGGGGCUAGGUGAGACUGUGGGCCGGGAGAGCAGGAACAGAACAAAGAAAUGCCCUUGGAAGAAGUGAAGUGAAUGGAUGGGAACGGGGCAGGCAUGGACAGGGGAAAGGUAGUGUGUGAGGGAGCUGAGCAGGCCAGGCAGGUGGUUUGAAGAGUAAGCUGGAAACAUUGGGUAAUGUUUAGGGAUGAUCAAGGGGUUAGGAGAUGGAGUCAUUCAGGGUUGGAGGGAGGUGGGAGGGUCAUGCCAUGGGUAUGGGCACAUGAAACUAUCUGGAGCUUGGUUUGCUGCCCUCAGGAAGGUGAACUUGCAUACGGGAUUGCAUCUCCAUUGGAAGAGUUGGGAUUUGGGGGACACAGAAGGCACAUCCCUUUAGAGUGGGAGCUCAGGGCUCUGGGUGAUAGGGAGAGGUGGCUGUGACGGUGGGCUGCUUGGACACACGUGUGCAUGUGCACGUGUGCUUGUGUGCAUGCUGGGCUGCUUGUCUAAUCCAGUGGUGGCGGGAUUCCUCCAGGAGAAAACUCUCCCUCUCACAGUGGCAAGAAGAAGGGGAAGUUCUCUGCCCCACCUUCCCACUCCUCCUUCCUCCUCCCCUUGUCCUGAUGCUUCAAGGCUAAGGGACAUACACUGUAUCCAGUCACAGGGCUUUGGCACUGCUCCGCAGAGAGUCCCUAGCAGGGCUUCGGAAAGACGAGCAGUUCUGCAGCUGGCCUUGUUCCUUCAUCAUCCCCCUUCCUUGUGCAUCACACACUUGCUGCUGCCUAUUGGGCUCUGACAAAAGGGCAGGGCUGUGGCGCCUGGGUGGGUAGAGGCUUCGGUAGCUGGAACUGCCUGCUGCCCUCUCUUCCACUAGGGCACAAUGGUGCCUGAAGUGUUUUCUGUCUCUGGGACCUCUGAACCCAAACUUAAACUCUAAAUUGGGGCUCUAACUAAUUUCCCUUUUGAGGGUGUGGACAUAAAUGCUGGUCUAGAAGAUAGCCUUGGCCCAUGCUGUGUCUCAGUGAGACUAUUGAUGCCUUGAGAGGAUCAUUCCAACUCUGAAGCCCAUGGGUGUGAGGGUGACAGGCACAAAUGACUGGCCUAUUCUGUGUGGAGGGCUUUGGUGCUGCUUUAUCUGGGGCCAGGUGUAUGGGUUCUAGAGUACCUACUAUAACCUAGAAGCAUUUAUGUUUCCUUUGAUGCCACGCUAUUUGCAUGGGUGUUACUUGUCUGUACUUCAGAGCCUGAGGAUGUUCAUUGUAGAACUCACAGUCCUCUAGAACAGAUCUGAGCAUAGCUUUUUCUUUUGAGGAAGAAAUGAUUCACUCCAGAUGCAUGCCCUGAGCCAGACCUCACUGCUGCACUUUCUAAGGUGCUCACAUUGCUGCUCUCCAGUGCUGACUUCACAGUGCUCUAGAACCCUGCCCGUCGUCCUGAGCACUGACCAUCUUAGCUAGACCGUGGUUGACUCAUGUUGGAGAUUUUCACUUGGUCCCAGGAUGUGGCAACAUAGUUGUGCUCGCUAGAAUGUGGGACCAAAUUGGCCUCAGGUGUGUAGUCCAGAUUUUUUGCUUUUGAGAGAGGGCUGCACUUUUUAAUGGUAUUUGUAGGGGAUGGUAGACUGCAUGUGCCACUUGGUCUGUUGUGAGUGUGCUGAGCCAGAAACUCAGAGCCGGUCUGUGGCGAGCAGUUGGGGUGGGGGGGUCUCUGACUUGCUCAGGACAAACUAGGCCAGUGGUUUUCAAACUGCUUGGCAGAGCCCCGAAGUUUCCUAGGGGUUGCCUCAGGAGUCCUAGGGGAGAUGAAGGGGGUGGGGGCUGAGCAGGCUGGGCAACUUGCCCUCAGACAGAACAGCUCCCCUUGUAGCUGUCUUACAUAUCGGGGUUCAGGGUAAGAUUUUAUUUCCAUUAAGGGGUUUGCUGCUGAAAAUAAGUUGGAAAACCACUGACUAGACCAUCAGCUCCAAAUUGGAGCCUGUGCUCCCCAGGUUUGGGACUGACUCUUCACUCUGCCCUCUGCCACAGGACGCCUAUCCCUGCUAGGGUUCUUGGGGGCCUUUAGCAAACAGGCAGCAGGGACCAUGGGCUGGUUACUGAAAUGCCCCACUCUGAGGCCAUUACACCUGGGCGGAAGGAGAGGCUGUUUUCUGAAAGGGUAAAAGGAUUGGUCCUGAUUCCCAGAAGUAUAGCUUGAACGGGACCACAGCGGGCAGUUUUGACCUGCCUGCCCUUCUUAGCUUGA